AUGGAACAACCAACGAAAAAAGCAGUUAUUCCAUUUUGGAUUUUAUGGAGUGGAUUAAUUGUAUUAAAUUUAUUUAUAUUAAUUGUCACAAUUACUUCAGCAUGUUUAUUAGGAAAUGAAAUUGAUAAUGUUUUUGUAGAAAAAGAAAGGUUUUUAAAUUCUACAAAGAAAUAUAUGUCAUAUUAUAAUACUAUGACUGGUAUUGAAAAUCAAAUUAAAGAUAUUCCAUCAUGGGUAUAUUCAGCAAUUGCAUUUUGUGAAGCAUCAUAUAGAAAGAAUGGACUUGAAAAAGGAUAUUUAGAAAGUGAUGAAUAUGUAGGAUUUGAUGAAGAAAUUUUUUAUUCUACAUUAAAAAGACUUUGUCAAGAAAAGAGUAAUAAAUAUUGUAAUGUUGUUGAAAAUAAUGGAUCACCAGAAUUAUUAUAUUAUUUAUAUGAAUUAUUUGGUAAUGAAUUAGUUAAAGGAAUAUCUCCAAGAGGAUAUGUUUCUGAUCUUAGUAAAAAUCCAAUUAAAUUUGAUAUUACUGGAAUUCAUUCUGUUUAUACUAAAUCAAAUGUUACAAAAUUAAUGAAAGAUUCAGGAUUACCUUUAACAUUAUCUUUUGGUACAUUUAAAAGAAGAUAUUCAGUACCAUGUUCUAAUUCAUUUGGAUAUGUAUGUCCAAAUAAUUUACCAAAAGUACCAUGUCCAUCAUCUUUAGGAGGAGAUUGUGUUGUACUUACUUUUAAUCCAUAUUCACAAUCAGGUGUUUAUGAUUAUUUAGGUGAUUUACAUUAUAAUAAAAAACAUAGUGUUUUAGUAGUUGGAUGGAAUGAUGAAAAAAGAAUAGACAGAAGUUGGGGAAAUGAUUUACAUAAUUUCUUUGAUGGUGGGUAUAUUGUUAAGAAUAGUUUUGGAUACCAACAUGGUCACUCAUUAAAAUAUUGGCUUCAACAACAUUCUAUUAAAGAAGAAAUGCAAAUAUGUCCUAAUGUACGUUCAUUUGAACAAUGGACUCCAUUAGAUGAAGAUUGUAUUAAUAAAUAUUCAUAUACUGAAUGUUGUAAUCAAUAUAUAAAAAGAGGUGUUAAGAAAUAUAUCAAUGCAACAAUAACUCCUUUAAUUUGUGAUAGUAGUAAAGAUGAUAAAUAUCAAGGAAUCUUUAAAUGUGAUACAUCUAGAAUUUACUUUAUAAAAUCAAAGAAACAUUCAUUUGGACCUUACAAAUCAUAUGGUACACUUGAUAUUACACCUAUUAAUGGAAUUAAUAUGUUUACAAUUAAAUUACUUUCAUUUAAGAGAGAUAUGACUGACAAACAAACAAUUACCAUUCAACCUACUUGUCCUGAAAUGCUUGAAGACAUUUUUAAGGCUUCAUAUACUAAAUCAGAUGAAGAAGCUACAACAAAUACUGAAGAAUGUGGAUAUGAUUUCAUUCCAUUUAAGGUAUUAGAAAAGUAUAAUGAGAAUUAUGUUGUAGAUGGAUUACAUGCACCAGCAUUCUCUAUUUUUGAUAUUAAAUGGGAUGAUCAAUCCUAUCUCAACUCACAUACUCAAGGAAUGGAUUAUUCAGCUAUUCAAUCAGCAACAAAGAAAGUAUACCAAACUGUCUUUAAAGGACCUUAUGAUAUGAAUUAA
Molecule: messenger RNA, 1617 nt
Organism: Entamoeba dispar SAW760
Lineage: Eukaryota; Evosea; Mastigamoebida; Endamoebidae
Exons: 1
Coding region: 1-1617 (538 amino acids)
Source: RefSeq, a predicted model, not a curated record